This is a messenger RNA of Sclerotinia sclerotiorum 1980 UF-70, 2370 nucleotides long. RefSeq lists its product as hypothetical. Lineage: Eukaryota; Fungi; Ascomycota; Leotiomycetes; Helotiales; Sclerotiniaceae. Gene Ontology annotation, molecular function: chromatin binding; DNA replication origin binding; ATP hydrolysis activity. Gene Ontology annotation, cellular component: nuclear origin of replication recognition complex. The coding region runs from base 1 to 2370 and encodes 789 amino acids. Gene Ontology annotation, biological process: mitotic DNA replication checkpoint signaling; DNA replication initiation. The record is from RefSeq and is a predicted model, not a curated record. The transcript is spliced from 4 exons.
AUGUCACCAAAACCAAUACUGCCUCCACCAAAGGCAACUCUGCCAUCAUCCAACACCAUUCUACCUGCAGAUGCAAAGACACGAUUAAAAAGAGCUGAGAAUGCUAGGAAACGUUUAGCAGGCGGCCGCACGGUUAUCGAAGAAUCAGACGAAGAAGAAGAAUCGGAUGACGAGGCAGAAUGGGAAUGGAUAUACGAAAGCGGGAGUCAUGAAGAAACUGCUUCAUCGCCGCAGACCAAUGCCAGAGGGGACGAGAGCACAGCUGCCAAAAGAACCCGUCGACUUUCCAGAAGCACAGGAGCUAGGAGAAUUAUUGGUGCUAAGGCUGGAAAAAUUGUCUGCAAGAUUGCAGAUUGUGUUUUGAUAAAUAACGAUACUUCGAAUACAAAUUGGGUUGGGGUUAUAUCAGGAUUCGAGGAAGAUGAGGACUAUGAUGAGAAUGCUGAAUCAUAUCUUGAUAUAAUGAAAGCCAGUAUCUGGUGGUUCAGUAGCCCAAAGGAUAUACACAGUAAGACAAGGAAGCGUUCAGAUUUCUUGGAAAACGAGUUGUACAUAUCCUCUGAUCCCGAUACAAUCUCUCUGGCGACCAUUAAUGGCAUUGCUACGAUCUUAUCCGAAGAAGCUUUCAAAGCCAAAUAUCCGACAGGAAAAAUACCUAGAAAUCGAAAAGAAAAUGGGAAAACAUUCAUAUGUCGUCGAGGAUUACACAGUAAAUCUGUUACAUAUACAGAUGAAUUUAUCUGGGAGGAAGUAUAUCAUAAUACGGAGGAUAGUGUUGAAAAGUUGAUCGAGAAGAUAGAGAAUAGCAUACCAAAUAAGAAGAGAAAGAAGCCUAUAUUUUCCAGGAAGAAGCACGAAGAUGAUGACGACGCAAGUGUCGCAUCUGAGCAAGAGGAUUCAGAAGUGGAUGAAGAAAUCUUUACAACACCGCGGAAAAGGCAAAAGACUACGAAAGCUAUAACACCUCGAAAACCACGUACGCCUUCCAAACUACUAACUCCAAGCCAUAAGAGAAUUGUCGUCAAAAAGCCACUAGAAUUCACACCUUUAGGAAUGCGUAUGCUCUCACCAUCCGUUAAUGCUUCCCCUUUUCAAACAGCUCGAUUACGUCUUCACGUAUCGUCCGUUCCUGAUAAUCUCCCGUGUCGUGAGGAAGAGUUCUCAUCCGUCUACACCCAUCUCGCAGCUGCUAUUACAGAUGGCACAGGCUCUUGUAUUUACAUCUCCGGAACUCCAGGAACUGGAAAAACUGCGACGGUUCGGGAAGUUGUUGCACAGCUUAAUGCAUCCGUUCUGGCCGACGAAUUAGAUCCUUUCAUAUUCGUCGAAAUUAACGGAAUGAAAGUAACUGAUCCGCAUCAAUCAUAUGCAUUAUUGUGGGAAGCUCUGAGAGGGGACAGAGUAAGUCCAAGUCAUGCAUUAGAUCUACUAGAAAGGGAAUUCAGCAAGCCAUCACCUAGGAGAGAACCAUGUGUGGUGUUGAUGGACGAAUUGGAUCAGCUAGUGACCAAAAACCAAAGUGUCAUGUAUAAUUUCUUCAACUGGCCUGGUCUGAGGCAUUCAAAACUAAUCGUGCUCGCCGUGGCCAAUACCAUGGAUUUACCUGAACGUACUCUUUCCAAUAAGAUUUCUUCACGUCUUGGUCUAACUCGUAUAACCUUCCCCGGCUACACCCAUGAGCAACUCCAAACCAUCAUAACUUCCCGUCUAGCUGACGUCCCCUCUCACCUAAUCCAUCCGGACGCGAUUCAAUUUGCCUCCCGCAAAGUCGCCUCUGUUUCCGGGGACGCCCGCCGCGCUUUAGAUAUCUGUCGACGAGCCGUCGAAAUCGCAGAAUCAGAAUCCGUUUCUAUUCCAAACACGCCUUCGAAAACUCCAGGUCGUGAAGAGAAGAAGGGGAAAGGUGUGGUUAGCAUAGCCACGGUUAAAAAAGCAAUUAAUGAAGCUACGACUAGUCCGCUUCAACAAUAUUUGAGAGCAUGUCCACUGGCUACAAAAAUGUUUCUUGCAGCUCUGGUGCUCAGAUUGAGGAGGGCGGGAACGGGUGAGUGUUUGGUGGGUGAAGUGGUGGAUGAGUGUAGGAGAAUGGCAAAGUUGGAUACGGGGGGAAGUGUGGUUGGGUAUCUACUUGCAGGUGCGGAGAACAAGGGAGGUGGCGGGGGAAAAACGAAAGGGGCACAAGUAGGAAAAGGAGCAAGAGUUCAAGGAAUGGGUGAAGCGGCAAUGGAGCUUAUGGAGGCGGGCGUUAUAGGAAUAGAGGUUCGAAAAGCGGAGAGGAUGGGAAAGGUUAGGUUGAGUAUUGGGGAGGAGGAUGUUAAGGUUGCUUUUAGGGAUGAUCCGGAGAUUAGGGGGUUGGGGUUUAUGGGGUAG